CGCCGAACGCCCGCCCGACCAACCGACCUUAGCAUCCCCAAGGGGGUGUGCCAUCUGCGCGCGAGCGCGGGCUCUUUCCAUGGCGGCCCUGCACAACCUCCCGCAAUCCUGGCGGCGGCUCGUUUUCCUGCUACCCGUCUUGGUCAUCACCCUGAUCCUUGCGACCGGUUUGUACAAUGGGUCGAUCCCGAAACCGCCAAUACCAAAGGUAACCUUCGGAGAUACCCCAUCGCCGAGCCUGUCGCACACCAACUGCGAAACCGGGUCGCCAGCGCUCAACAGCAUCCCCGACGCGAUCCGCGCGCUGUGGGCGCCCCUCGUGGUGCCCAUCACGGCCCCGACGUUCACGACCAUCGACGGCGAAGAAAAGCACCUUCCCCCGCCUAACGAGCUGGUCCACACGGAGCCACUCGGAAAGCGCGUCUGCAUAUUCGACAUCGACAACCGGGAUUUCUCUGGCAAUGACAGCAUCUUCUACGACCACCUGCCCGCAUGGGACGACCUGGGGAACCCGGCGGCCGGCUUUCUCAGCCACUACCUGUACGCCACCAUCCACGGCUACUCGUACCAGUUCGUCCGCAGCCCCAAAUACGCCGACCGCGCCCCGCACUGGUCCAAGGUCAUCUUUACCGGGGAGCUUCUCAAGCAGUACGACAUCGUCGUGAUGCUCGACUAUGACGCCAUGUUCCCUUCCCCCGAGUUGCCGCUCGAGUGGCUGCUCAACUACUGGAAGAUCGGGCCCGAGGUCCUGGUUGCCAUGGCCGAAGACCCGAACGGCGAGCCCAACUUCGACGUGCGCGGCAAACCCAACGUCAACACGGGUUUCAUCAUCGCGCAGGCCGGCGAGAAGACGCAACGCUUGUUCAAGGAUUGGGCCGAGUGCCCUUCCGAGACCCGCUACCCGGGCUGCGCCGCCUGGAAGGACAAGCCGUUCCACGAGCAGUCCGCCUUCAGCUCCUACGUCCGGUACGACUUCCUCGACGGCUACAGCAUCGACACCCACCCGCAGUACAUCCGCACCCUCCCGUGCAAGGAGGCCAACGGCAUCCCCGAGGUUGCCGGUUGCGGGUGCGUCGGACAGUUGGUCCGCCACUAUUGGGGCAAGAAAGCUCUGACGAACCGCGAGUUCUCCCACAAUGUCAUGGCCGCCCUCACCCCGCUGCUCGUCGAGUCCGCCUACAAGCAACCAGGGCACGUGCAAGACUUCCGGAACAAGGUUCUGGACGGCUCUCAGAUUCUCGAUAAGUCUACCCCGUGGCGUUGAGGGCCAUGGUGGCAUACGCUUUCAUUACGCGUACUCGGUGCGCGCGACGUCCCUUGGUUCCUUUAUACAAUAGCUUGUUUCUCUAGCAUCGUGGGCUCGCAGGCGCGCUUUGCGUUCUGCUCGGUGUUUUGGUGUCGCGGAGCUUGCUGAGAUGGUGGCAUUUGCGGUUAUUUUGGGCGGCCUUGUACAACAGCUAAGCGGCAGGCGAGCGAGCGAGCGAGCAGCGGCGGUGGCCUUGGGAGAAGGAGAAUCCGUCACAUAGAGCUACCAUAAUUUCCAUACGUUGGGCUCGCGGCAGCUCAUUUGCUCACUCGAGCUCGGGGUCGAGAUCGACGAAGACGAACGCGCCCUCUUUUCCGGUGUGUUUCCUUGUGCCGAUGAUGAGGUCGGCAGUGGCUUCGAGCUCCCCCCUAUGUUAUCCAGAGCCGAUCUUGCUGUAACGAGUACUCCUGUUUCGAGCCCAAGCCAUCACGGCAGUCACGACCGGAGACAAGCUGUCAUAGAUACCACGAUUUGAGCAAACGACGCAUGCGAAUUUGAGAGGCAGUCUCCUGCCAGGCCAUGACCGUUUCGCUGCUUGCUUGCAACCUAGCCAUGGUAAUUGACGCCGCGUAACCCUUCUGGACACGGUUGGCGGUCCCCGGGCCUCUC
This is a messenger RNA of Thermothielavioides terrestris NRRL 8126, 1915 nucleotides long. RefSeq lists its product as uncharacterized. Gene Ontology annotation, biological process: protein N-linked glycosylation. The record is from RefSeq and is a predicted model, not a curated record. Gene Ontology annotation, molecular function: glycosyltransferase activity. NCBI's taxonomy places the organism in Eukaryota, Fungi, Ascomycota, Sordariomycetes, Sordariales, Chaetomiaceae. Bases 80 to 1264 code for a protein of 394 amino acids. Gene Ontology annotation, cellular component: Golgi membrane. The transcript is spliced from 2 exons.